AUGGCCAUCACAUCCGCUAUAUCAGACCUCUUCAAAUCCAUCUACGAGGUAUUCGCCUCCUUCUUCUCCGCAAUCUACGCCGUCAUACAUGCCGCCGUCAGCACGGUGUGGAAUUUCAUCCUCGGCGUCGUGAACUUGGUGCAGAGCAUUCUCGUCCAGGCAGUUCAUUUCACGGGCGGCGUGGGAAAGUUUGUCGCAAGUAAUUUCGUUGCCCUCCUUGUUGGCGGAGUGCUUGUGUUUGCCUAUCUGCGCUUCUCUGCCACAGGUACCAGAUCCACGACUGUGACGCAGAAAAAGACUCAGUAG
Molecule: messenger RNA, 306 nt
Organism: Pochonia chlamydosporia 170
Lineage: Eukaryota; Fungi; Ascomycota; Sordariomycetes; Hypocreales; Clavicipitaceae
Exons: 2
Coding region: 1-306 (101 amino acids)
Source: RefSeq, a predicted model, not a curated record